This is a messenger RNA of Leptosomus discolor (cuckoo roller), 529 nucleotides long. The record is from RefSeq and is a predicted model, not a curated record. Lineage: Eukaryota; Metazoa; Chordata; Aves; Leptosomiformes; Leptosomidae.
GACCCGGAACCUGCUCCGCAUCGGGGUGAUCGAGAAGCCGCUGUGGUUCGACGUCUACGCCGCCUUCCCCCCGCUGAGGGAGCCCGUGUACCGGGUGCCGCGGCCGCGCUACGGCAAGGUGAAGGACGUCAUCCCGCCCAUCUUCUACCGGGAGGACGAAGUGCGAGCGAAGUUUUACAGAAUUUAUGGCAGUGGUCCGAGACCUUUCGACCUGUCGCAACCAAACUACAAAUCUACUUGCCAGAGGUUUGUGGAGAAAUUCAAUGAACUGAAGGAAGAAGGAAAAAUUGAAGAGGAAGACUUGUUUGAAGAGACAGGAAAAGCCCUUUUAGCCAGUGGGAUAAUCCUGCAGAGAAAAGGAACAGAUAAAGUAACACAACCGGAUCAUCGGGAUGCUGAAUCCAGGGACUCCGCGCUACACCUGCAGCUUCAGACCGUGCUGGAAGAGAUGCAGGAGAAGAAGACAGACCAGGAGGAGCAGAGGCCAGAGCUGGCAGAGAGGCAGAAGGAAAAUCCCGUCCCCUCCUAG